CUUAGAAAAUGUCCAAUCGUUUUUAAGUCUUCCUUAAUUUAGACUUAGAAACUAUCUAAUUAGUAAUCACCCUCUUGUAGUUUGAGUGUUAAAGCAGUUUUUAAAUCUUUUGAAUCCCUAUAUAUACCCCUUCAAGCAAUGUAUCUUCAGCAAACAAACAAUAGCACAAAGAUGACUAUACCUGUGAUAGAUUUCAGCACUCUCAAUGGAGACAAAAGGGGUGAAACCAUGGCUCUUUUGCAUGAAGCUUGUCAGAAAUGGGGUUUCUUUCUGAUUGAGAACCAUGAAAUUGACGAGAACCUGAUGGAAAAGGUGAAGAAGCUAAUUAAUAUUCACUACGAGGAGAACCUGAAGGAAAGUUUCUACCAAUCUGAGAUAGCAAAGAGGUUGGAGAAAAAACAGAACACAUCUGAUAUAGAUUGGGAAAGUGCCUUCUUCAUUUGGCACCGUCCCACUUCCAACAUUAGGAAAAUCCCUAACCUCUCUGAGGAGCUUUGCCAAACAAUGGAUGAGUAUAUUGAGCAACUCAUUAAGGUGGCAGAGAAGUUAUCUGAACUUAUGAGUGAAAAUCUUGGUUUGGAGAAAAACUACAUGAAGGAAGCAUUUUCUGGAAGAAAUGGACCUGGCAUGGGAACAAAAGUGGCAAAGUACCCUCAAUGUCCACACCCUGAGCUUAUUAGAGGACUUAGGGAGCACACAGAUGCAGGUGGCAUCAUCCUAUUGCUCCAAGAUGACCAAGUGCCUGGCCUAGAAUUCUUCAAAGAUGGCAAGUGGGUGGAGAUCCCUCCCUCAAAGAACAAUGCCAUUUUUGUCAACACAGGAGACCAAGUGGAAGUGUUGAGCAAUGGCUUGUACAAAAGUGUUGUUCAUAGGGUCAUGCCUGAUAAAAAUGGAAGCAGACUCUCUAUAGCUAGCUUCUAUAAUCCCGUUGGUGAAGCCAUUAUUUCUCCAGCUUCCAAACUCUUGUAUCCUAGUAAUUAUCGUUAUGGAGACUAUUUGGAGCUUUAUGGCAACACCAAGUUCGGUGAAAAGGGUCCCAGAUUUGAGUUCAUCAAGAAUAUAGCCAACGGGCACUACAAUCUUGAACCUUAAAUAAAGACCAUACAAAUACUCUUCGUUAUAGUUAAUUUUACAAGUCAUGUUCCACACUACUUUCUUCCCAAAACCAAAAGUACACAAGAAAGGAAAAUGUAACAGAAGGAUAGGUUUCAUUUUUUUUUUAUAUAUUUUUUUAUAUAUGUUUCGGUAUGAAUAAAAACGAAGAAAAUCUAAAU
Messenger RNA from Cajanus cajan (pigeon pea), 1274 nucleotides. Its product is annotated as 1-aminocyclopropane-1-carboxylate oxidase 1. The record is from RefSeq and is a predicted model, not a curated record. NCBI's taxonomy places the organism in Eukaryota, Viridiplantae, Streptophyta, Magnoliopsida, Fabales, Fabaceae.